Dentiscutata erythropus is the source of this 435-nucleotide messenger RNA. The record is from the annotation of a GenBank genome assembly. NCBI's taxonomy places the organism in Eukaryota, Fungi, Glomeromycota, Glomeromycetes, Diversisporales, Gigasporaceae.
AUGAACAAUUUUGACCAACACCUAAGAAAUAUUACUGAACACGACCGCCAUCAUUAUCUCUUUGGAAAGACAUCCCAGGCCAUAGAUUAUCUAUCAAAAUAUUAUCAGAAAGACUCCUGUAUUACUUGUUAUCCGCUUCAAGAGCCUUCAUCUUACUUCAUCACUUUCUGGACGUGGUUCAGCACAUUCCAGCCGGCUAUUUUAUAUUCCCAACACACUUUAAGACGUUUUGAAAAACUUAGCAACUUUGAAAUCUAUCAAAUUCCAGACCAAUUAUUGAAUCACAUACAAAAGACCAAUCAGUUUGUUAAAGACCCUUUAGCUGACGUAUACAAUAGUGAAACCUUAGAAGAAAAUCUACAAGAUGACAAUAUGGCCCAAGACAAUAAUCAAAAUCAAGUUAUCCUUCUCAUUGACCCAGAUGAUGAUAAUUAG